AUAUUCUAAAUAUUUAUGCCUUACAGCCAGAGAUUCGGGGAGAUAGCUUUUUGUGCAAUCACAUCAGAUGAGCAAGUUAAAGGAUAUGGCACAAGACUCAUGAACCACUUAAAACAGCAUGCUCGAGAUGUUGACGGGCUAACUCAUUUUCUAACAUAUGCUGAUAAUAAUGCAGUUGGCUAUUUUGUGAAGCAGGUGGCAUCCAUCGAGCCUUCUACAUUUCAUGGUUUUACAAAGGAGAUUACCUUGGAGAAAGAAAGAUGGCAUGGGUACAUAAAGGAUUAUGAUGGAGGCAUUUUGAUGGAAUGCAAAAUUGAUCUGAAGCUUCCAUACACUGAUCUAGCUACCAUGAUUAGGCGACAAAGACAGGCAAUAGACGAGAAGAUUCGGGAGCUUUCAAAUUGUCACAUUGUUUAUCAAGGAAUUGAUUUUCAGAAGAAAGAAGCAGGUAUUCCUAAAAAUCCAAUUAAAGUUGAGGACAUUCCUGGUCUCAAGGAUGCUGGUUGGACUCCAGACCAAUGGGGCCACUCAAAAUUUAGGACAACAAAUGCUUCAGAGCGCCAGCAGCUUAAUAAUUUCAUGCGAAAUCUUCUAAAGCUCAUGUUUGAACAUCCUGAUGCAUGGCCAUUCAAGGAACCAGUAGAUGCUCGUGAAGUGCCUGAUUAUUAUGAUAUUAUAAAAGAUCCUAUGGAUCUAAGGACCAUGUCUAAGAGGCUAGAGUCAGGACAGUACUACGUGACCUUCGAGAUGUUUGUGGCUGAUGUGAAGAGAAUGUGUGGAAACGCACGCACCUACAACUCCCCAGAAACAAUAUAUUUCAAGUGUGCAAAUAGGCUGGAAAACUUUUUCACAAGCAAGGCCCAAGCUUACAUUCUUCAAAUUUCAAGCAAGAGUUCAUAGGAAUUACGCAUGUAAUUGUGGCUUGCCCCAUUGCUGAUGUGCCUUCUGGGUUCUAGAGGAUGCUUAUUAUUCUACAUCAACUAUUUUCCGAGUUCAUUUAGGGCAGUGGUAGAUUUGCUAGACUAUUGAAAAUUCUGGUUUUUCAUUUUUUUAUUGUGCCAGUUUUGUUGUAAAUUAUAUAAGAAACUUGCUAUCUAUGGGACACUGAAAAAUGGUCAAGGAUGUUCAUUGCAAA
Molecule: messenger RNA, 1135 nt
Organism: Zingiber officinale
Lineage: Eukaryota; Viridiplantae; Streptophyta; Magnoliopsida; Zingiberales; Zingiberaceae
Product: histone acetyltransferase GCN5-like
Exons: 9
Coding region: 16-900 (294 amino acids)
Biological process (GO): chromatin remodeling; positive regulation of transcription by RNA polymerase II
Cellular component (GO): histone acetyltransferase complex
Molecular function (GO): protein binding; histone H3 acetyltransferase activity
Source: RefSeq, a predicted model, not a curated record